Haemonchus placei is the source of this 1272-nucleotide messenger RNA. Lineage: Eukaryota; Metazoa; Nematoda; Chromadorea; Rhabditida; Trichostrongylidae. The record is from the annotation of a GenBank genome assembly.
AUGACUGAGGAAGCGCAAAGCACACGGUUCGAUUCUGACGAUGAGGAGGGACGAUGUACACCAUCACCAGAACCCGAGACAAAAAAGAGGAGACUGUCUGACAAACUUUUACCGGCCGAUGUUAUGAAAGGUAAUGAAGCAGAUUAUGGAGACUUUGUACUUGACCGAACAGAAUCAAUGAGCAUAGACGCCGAUGAUUUAGCUAUUUUGGACAGCACUUCUGGCAAGGAAGACAGCUCAACCUGGAAGGAGAAGGUUCUCUCUAGCUUAUUGACAGGUCAAGAAGACGAGAAUGGUAAUCGAUCUGCAAAGAAAAACCCUCCAAAGAAGAAUAAUGGAUGUUUCAACUGUGAUGGCGACCACCAUUUGAAUGAAUGUCCCGAACCAAAAGAUAUGAGAAAGAUUCGGCAGCGACAGACUGAAAUGCGGAGUAGAAAUAGCACGACACGUUAUCAUGACGGAACAUCUUCUGAGAAGAAAUUUCGGGCUGGCCGAAUAAGCGACGAACUCCGAAAUGCACUAGGUAUAGGCAAACAUGACAUCCCUGAAUAUAUUUAUCGCAUGCGAAAGAUGGGUUUCAUCAGGGGAUACCCACCUGGAUACCUGAAAAAGGCAAUUGAUCGCGAUGACUCGAAUGAAGUGUUAAAGUUCCAUAUGGUGGAUGAGAAAACAUGCAAAGAAGAGAGGUCUGAUCGACCAGAUUCACCCCCGCCAAUAAUAAAUGCCGACAGAAUGAUUUACUAUUGUGGAUUCAAUCAGUACUAUCGCGAUCUUCGAGAUUACGAGAACUUUCGUGUUCCACCUUUUCAUGAGUUCGUGGCCUUUCACCAGGAGACGUUGAACAAAAUGCACGAGAGAAAACUAGAGGAACGGCGGAGACAGCGCGAGAGAGAAGCCAAGCUGCCCAAGAAGCCAGUUGAUGAUCAGUUGGAAGAUGGUGAAGUGAUUAUCCUGGAACCUCCUCCACCACCUCCAGAAAUGGCGAAUGAUGAUGAUGACGUAAUUAUAAUAGACUGUGAGCCGAGAAAGACACCGUCACCUCCCAAUGAAACGUGCAGUACUCCUAAGGGCUGUUCAACGAGUGUCAUGUUAGGCACACCGGUGCUGACGCGCAAACGAAAUGGAGAAGAAUGUAAACUCUGCGAUGAAUCGAAACCGUCAUUAGAAAACUUCAGCAAAGGAAUUGUUCCCUUUGAGGCUUAUGAAGAAGAAACUCCGCAUAAGGGGUUCCUGAAGAAAAUUAUGUCCAAACUCAAGAAAAUAACUCGCUGA